This is a messenger RNA of Dichotomopilus funicola, 1590 nucleotides long. RefSeq lists its product as uncharacterized. Gene Ontology annotation, biological process: sexual sporulation resulting in formation of a cellular spore; conidium formation; regulation of conidium formation. Gene Ontology annotation, cellular component: plasma membrane. The record is from RefSeq and is a predicted model, not a curated record. Bases 1 to 1590 code for a protein of 529 amino acids. The transcript has 2 exons. NCBI's taxonomy places the organism in Eukaryota, Fungi, Ascomycota, Sordariomycetes, Sordariales, Chaetomiaceae.
AUGUUGGUUGAAGCUUCCUCCGACACGGCGUAUUCCACGGCCGACGAGAUCCAGGCCGUAAAGCCCGCACACACGCGGAACGUAUCAACUGUCUCGUCGGCCACGGCGUUUUCCACAUCCGAUGUCUACGUACAGGCGCAUCAGGAGAAGGCGGGGAGUGGGAAACCGAACGGGUGGGUGAAGGGGCAUGCCCACACGGCCUCCACGGCCACGGACAACUCGGUGUUCUCCAUCAUCCACGGCAACCACACCAAGCGGGAGAGCUACUCAUCGGUGUUGUCCGACCUAGAGGCCCAAGAUCCCGAGUAUGACGACUUCAAGCGCAAGCGGUUCGGGCACGCCCGAUACAUGAUCAUGACGGUGUACCGUCGGUUGUUCAGUCUGGCAUUCAUCGGCAACGCUAUCGCCUUCAUCUACCUCAUGUACAAAGGGGUGGCUCCACUGGAUCUAGUCAACGCGUCCGCCAUCAACAUCACGAUAUGUGGCCUGUGCCGCCAACCGCUGGUUAUCAACAUGCUGUACAUGAUCUUCGGUGGCCUGCCAAGAUCAACACCCAUGUGGUUGAAGCGGCUGGCCUGCAAGAUUGGCCAUCUCGGCGGGGUACACAGCGGAACGGGUGUGGCCGCGUGCGUGUGGUAUAUCGGGUUCGCCGGGACAUACACCUACCACUUUGUCCCCUCGCCCAUAUCCAUCGCCGUGCUGACGCUGGUCUGGUUUGUACUGGCGCUACUGCUCGCCAUCAUCGCUGUGGCACACCCAACUUUCCGGCGCAAGUACCACGACUACUUUGAGCUCACGCACCGCUUCUCUAACUGGGCGAUUCUCGUCCUCUUCUGGGUGCUCAUCUUCCUGCUUGGCGCACAGGAGCCCAACCUCUCCUCCUUCCUCAUCAACCUACCGGCCUUUUGGAUCAUCAUCAUCUUGACGGCUGCAACCAUCCACCCCUGGCUGCUGCUCCGCAAGGUACCCGUCAAGGCUGAACGCCUUUCGCCGCACGCCAUCCGCCUGCACUUCUCCCACACCCAGGUCAAGUUUGGCCACGGCAUGUCGCUCUCGCGCCACCCGCUCAAGGACUGGCACGGCUUCGCCAGCUUCCCCGACACGUUUGACGCGCCCGACACCAAGUUCUCGGUGCUCGUGUCCAAGGCGGGCGACUGGACGCGCGAUGUCAUCAACAACCCACCUACUUACCUGUGGAAGCGCGGUGUCCCGACGUUUGGCUUUGGCUACGUGGUGCGCAUGUUUGACCGCAUCAUUGUCGUCACGACAGGGUCUGGUAUCGGCCCGUGCCUGUCGUUUUUGGAGGACGCCAAGCGGCCGGCGAUGCGGGUGGUCUGGCAGACCAAGAGUCCCAUCAAGACCUACGGGGAGAAGACGCUGGAUUUGGUGCGGCGGAUGGACGAGAACCCGCUGGUGAUUGAUACGUCGGUGACGGGGCGGGUCGAUAUGCUGCCGGCGGUUUUGAGGAUGUACAAGGACUUUGAUGCGCAGGCGGUAAUUGUCAUCAGCAACCCGCCAAUGACGAAGAAAUUGGUGUAUGGGCUGGAGUGCAGGGGGAUUGCGGCGUACGGGCCAUUGUUUGACAGCUGA